AAAAUUGGUUAGUUUCAUUCACAAUUUGAAAGCAAUAAUGUUAUAUAUUAGUGUGCUUUUUUAAGUCUACAUUUUUUUUAAUGAGAAAUUUCAACUUUUGGACUAAGAAUGCACUGAUGGAGAAAUUGGAAUUGAAACCGGCAAAGGUGAGGUGCUAGGUAUGCGUCCCCGAAUCCCCAUUAAUCCAUUUACCCCAAUUGUUCUUCUUCGUGCUUGGUUGCUUGCUGCUCACUUCGUCACCCGCUACCACCACCCUCCUCUGCCCUUUGCCAUCUUCACUGCUUCGUGCUGCUUGCUGCUCACCCACCACCACCACUACGACCACGACCACGACGCAGCCACUCUUCCUCACAGCCUCAGUGCCUCUGUCCUCUUCCAUCCGCUUCUUCGCCGUGCUUACCCACUACCGCACCCCAUUCUUCUAUUCACUUACCUUCCAAUACCCACUACUCAAAAUCCCUAAUCUUCUCCCAAAAUCCCCAGCGACUCACUCUGUUACACACACUCCCUCCCUCCCUCCACGCAUUUGAACCUCUUUCUCAAGCAUUCAAACGACGGCAACUACUUUCUCCAGCAUUACUCCCAUCCUUUCACUGCGGCUGCUGUGCUCUCUACUCCCCCAGUCUCGAUUUAUGUUGGGUAGCCUCUGAUAAAAGUGUACUUGUCUAAUGGAUGAGAAAGUUAAGAAGUCAAAGACUGAAGAAAUCUGUUUGGAGCCAAAUGACAGGAAGAAGGAUAAGCACAUGAAGAAAAAGAAAAAACACCAAAAUGAUAAAGCACUCAAUUCAGAUAAAAUUCUUGAGGGAAAUUGUAUUGAUGAUGAUGCUGAGAGACAGGCUUGUUCCAAUGAUAAAUUUACGAGGAAUAAGGAAGAGGAUGGGAACAUUAGUAAGAAGUUGAAGAAAAAAAGGAUAAAGGACACUGAAGUGUUACAUAAUGCAAUUGUUGAUGAUAAAAUAUUGCAGGUAAUGGAUGACAACCAAAAAAGCAAGAGGAAGAAGAGAAACAUUUGCAGUGAUUCAUUAACUGCAAUCCAAGAAAUAGGUUCUUCAAAACCAAACAAAAGAGGGAAAGUUGUUGGGGAUUACGAAUUCAAGGACCAUGAGGGUGAUCCUCCUUUGGCCAGAAUCAGCACUGGAGAUGCUAAUGCACAUUCACUUGUCAAUGAAGUUGAUGAUCAAGGUAAGAAGACGGAGAAGAAUAAGAAGGAACUGAGAGAAAAGGGUGAUUAUUUUGUCGUUCCUAGUGACCGGCAAGACAAAGAGACAGAGAAGGUAAUUAUUAAUAAAGUGAAAUGGAUUGAAGAAGAAGACUGCAAAACCAAUAAAGGUGAAGAUCGUCAAGGCAAGAAGAUGAAGAAGAAGAAGAAACUGAGAAAUAAAAACAAAAGUAAGUUUGAAAGCACUGAAGAUGAUCAAAAUUGUGCUGAAGCCAAUGAAGGUGAUGACAAUAACCAAGGCAGGCAAAGGAAGAAGAAAUUGAGCAAUAAACGAAAAAGUAAGGAUAAAAGUGAGUUUAAAAGCAGCAAAGAUGAUCAACAUUGUGCCAACGACAAUGAAGGUGAUGAUGAUAACCUGGGCAAGAAGAUGAAGAAGGGUAAACAGAGUGAAGAAAGCAAAAGUAAUGAGAGCAAUGAAGUUAAUGAUCAAGGAAAGAAGACGAAGAUAAACAAGAAAACUAAGGAAGGCACCACAUCCAAACGCAAACGAGUAACAUUUUCUGAUCAGGUGGAGGUCUGUGGUGAUGGCUUAAUACGGGGGCAAAGGUAUACGAAUGAAGAAGAUGAAAAAAUUAAACAGGCUGUUUUCGACUAUAUAGAGACUCACCAAUUGGGGGAUGAAGGUCUUGAUAUGGUUCUUAAUACUAGAUAUCACCCUCAACUUAAAAAUUGUUGGAAGGAAAUUGGAGUAGCCUUGCCCCAUAGGCCUUACAUGAGUGUAUAUUAUCGUGCUCACAUUUUGUUUACAAGGGAUGAGAAACACACUUGGACAGCUGAAGAGAUAGAGUUUUUAAAGAAGACAGUCGAACAACAUGGAUCUGAUUUUAAAUCAAUAGCCGAGGCAAUGGGUAAAAAUCGACUUCAUGUAAAGGAUCAAUGGCGUAGAAUAAAAAUGACCAGAAAGAGAGGAGCAUGGUCUCAGGAGGAGUAUCAAAAGGUAUUUGAUUUGGUAAGCGUUGACCUACGUGCAAGGGCUUUAGAAGACACUAGGAAUAAAAAGCAUGGUAUGUUGCGAGAUAAUAUUGGUUGGGAGGCAAUUAGUGACAAAUUGGGAACUAGAUGGAAUGGAGGAAUUUGCCAAAAGUGGUAUUCUCAACUAACAUCUCCUAUGGUUGAUCAAGGUAUUUGGAGUGAUACUGAUGACUACCGCUUGGUAGAUGCCUUAUUUAGCUUGGAUGCUUGCAGCAUGGAGGAGGUAGACUGGGACAAUUUGCUUGAGCAGAGGGAUGGUGAGUUAUGCAGAAAACGAUGGAAUCAAAUGGUUCGAUAUAUUGGAGAGCAUGGGAGAAAGUCAUUCAGUGAGCAGGUGGAAAUUCUUGCAAAAAGAUAUUGCCCUGAUUUAUUGGAAGCAAGAGAAGCCUUUGAUAGCAAACCUGUCAUUUGUGGACGCUCUUGCGAAAAUAUAUUACCCUGAUUUAUUGGAAGCAAGAGAAGCCUUUGAUAGCUAAGCUGUCGUUUGUGGAUGUUGUUAUUUUGUCAGGUGAUUUUCCUGGGGUUAACUGACUUUUUCUAAAACUGAAAUGUAAUAGAUGGCAGUUAUAAUGCUUUUGUGGGAUCAUUAUAGCCUUUAUUCUGCAUAUCAAGAGCUUUAUUUUCUAUUGGAGUGAAUGAUAGUAUUGUUUUCUUGUGUAAAA
This is a messenger RNA of Arachis duranensis, 2853 nucleotides long. RefSeq lists its product as uncharacterized. The record is from RefSeq and is a predicted model, not a curated record. NCBI's taxonomy places the organism in Eukaryota, Viridiplantae, Streptophyta, Magnoliopsida, Fabales, Fabaceae. Bases 669 to 2633 code for a protein of 654 amino acids. The transcript has 2 exons.